Molecule: messenger RNA, 9904 nt
Organism: Motacilla alba alba
Lineage: Eukaryota; Metazoa; Chordata; Aves; Passeriformes; Motacillidae
Gene: STS
Product: steroid sulfatase
Exons: 13
Coding region: 2003-3757 (584 amino acids)
Molecular function (GO): arylsulfatase activity
Source: RefSeq, a predicted model, not a curated record
GGCGAAAUCUGCCCCCGAAAGGCAGCAAGUCGCGGAAGCAGGAGAAGGAACUAACUCGUUUCCUGUUGCUUUAAUCCCUUCACUGUGGUUUUAGCAGCACCGCCCGGGGCGUUUUGGCUGCUCGCCCGGAGCGAAGAGGCCGUGAACGAGCAGCCACAGCCGGGGCUGCUCCGACCGCGGGAGGAGGAGGGGAGGGGACAGGGAAGGGAAGGGAAUAGAAGGGAAAGAGGCCACCCGCCACCAGCUACGGCCCCUCGCUGCCGGGGCAGGCGGGCCGGGCCUGGCGGCGCGGUGGAACCCACCGCCGCGGGGCGGAGCGGAGAGGGGACCUGGGGAGAGGGGUUCAGGCUACGCACCCAGCAGCAGCCCGUCCAUGUCAAAGAUCAGGUAACUCUCCAGAGGCAGACAUGAAAAGAGCUGUAUCAGGCUCCCAAGGUGACAUACUGGCUUGAAGAUUUGUACUGCUAUGCCAUACUGUGUGAGGGCAAUGGUUAGUUGGAGCUUCACAUAGGGGGAGUCCUGUCUCAGUUGUAGUGUUGUCCUUAUUCCCCUCCACUCUUCUGUUUCACUUCACAUGACUGGACUUUGUACCCAUUUACUGAUACGUGUACAGCCAUCUUGUUUGCAUAGGAGAGGCAAAAACUGAAACAAUUCCAUGCUGCAAGGUAAAAAACCCCUUCUGCCCCAAAGUCUGUCCCUUAUAUAUAGAUUGCGUUGUAAACAUGGGGGUAAUGUGUAGUUAGAGUUCUUAUUCUUUCACAGCUCAAAGAAAUUCUUCAUGGCAGGAAGUUGGCAAUUAUGAGAAAUAAUAACAUAUUCAAUGUUGUCUUUUCUGCAUUAAUUUAAUACAAUGUACUUUUUACAAUGAAGAAGAGAUUGCUGAAACCAUGCACUCAUGUCUAUAAGAUACUAUCAAAUAUAGUGGCAAAUUAUUUUAUAACAGAAGUUUGCUAUCAGGUAUUGCAAUGGAGUAGAACAUUCACUGCUUUGAACAGAUUAGAAAGAGUGUAAGUGUUACUUUAUUUGUGAAAGCCUUUUGAAGAAAAUAGAAAGCAGGGUCUUUAUGAACUAGAAGAUUUUCCAGCUGUGCCACAGCAAUUUUUUUCUUAGCACUUAAGCUCUGAUUGUUUAAAAAGUAAUGUUAAAAGUGUGUGUAAUUUUGCUUAUGGAGUCUUUUUCAAGGAUCAAAUGGAAAUGAAUUGUUAAAUAGUUUUGGAGUGGGUAGGUUCUGAAAUAAACUUGUAGUUUUGAAGUGACUGGUUCAUGUGCAGUGUAUGUAAUCUGAAAAAAUCCAUUCAGUUCAAAGGUGGAAGUAACUUUUAAAGGGAUAUUAAAUAAAUCUAAUAUUUUUCUUUGUAACCUCAUGCACAUUCAACUUGCAAACUGGGAGUAAACACAGCUACUGAGGGGAGAGUAUCUUUAGGAGGAAUCUCUGAGAUAAAGGAGAAUGGCAGAGUAACAGAGAAAGGGAAAAUGUAAGAAAAAUUCAUCACUUCUGGAUAGGUUGUUUCUGCCAGGCUGAAACAAAAAAAUUGCAUUUGAGCAACCAUACUGACGCAAGAAGAAGGAAGAUGAAAGAGAAGCCUAUAUAACCAAAACGAGUUGGAAUGGAAUCUGACCAUACAUACUGCCUCCUAUGCAGUUUUGUAAUGACUGACUAAUCACAUGUAUUCCAUACAUACUGUUUUCUCACAAACAUGUAUUUUCCUUUUCCCCUCAGGAUGCUGUGUAGGUGGGUUUUAGUAAAUCUGUGUUAAAGUUUCCCUGUCAGUCCCAACAGCUGAGGCUGCGCUGACACAGAGGAGAGCCCCAGUUGCCAGUAGGGAGCACUGUGUGCUGCUGGCCCGUGGAAGAGCCCAUGUUGAGGGAAGUCAUGGAGGAGGCAGGCAGCGAGGCACAGCAGCACUGAGAGCAGUGACUAGUGCUAGAGAGGCAGUGACAAUAGCAGCACCAGGGCAAGCAGAACCGGAGGAGUCGAGCCACUGCAUCUGAAAGGAAGAAGAUGGGGCUCCUUUUACUUCUAAUAAUUUGCCAGUGUGCCAUAAACAGUAUCAAAACACACAGUGUUUCAAAGCCCAAUAUAAUUUUACUGAUGGCUGAUGAUCUUGGUAUUGGAGAUCUGGGAUGUUAUGGGAACAGAACCUUAAGAACCCCUAAUAUUGACAGGCUAGCAGAGGAAGGAGUGACACUUACUCAGCAUAUAGCAGCGUCCCCGCUUUGUACUCCAAGCAGGGCAGCUUUCUUGACUGGGAGAUAUCCUAUAAGAUCAGGAAUGGCUGCCUUCUCACGAGUUGGUGUCUUCUUAUUUUCUGCCUCUUCUGGGGGACUUCCUUCUGAAGAAAUAACUUUUUCUAAACUGCUGAAGCAGAAAGGUUAUGCAACAGCUCUAAUAGGAAAGUGGCAUCUUGGAAUGAACUGUGAAAGCAGUAAUGACUUCUGUCACCACCCCUUCAGUCAUGGAUUUGAUUACUUUUAUGGCCUUCCCGUGACCAAUUUUAGAGACUGCAAACCUGGCCAAGGCAGUGUAUUUUUAAAAGGUGUUCAGAAAGGCCUUGUCAUCCCAAUCCAAAUCACUGGAAUUGCCCUUGUGUCUUUGGCAGUAGUGCAGUACAUUGGUCUUCUCAAAGUACCCUUCCAAGCAUUGGGUUAUUUCUUGCUAAUAGUCACAAUUUCACUUGCAGUUUUGAUUUUUUUCUUCUAUCAUUUUCGACAAUUAAACUGCUUUUUAAUGAGGGACCAUCAGAUUAUCCAGCAGCCACUGUCCUAUGAGAACCUUACUCAGAGGCUGACAAAAGAAGCCAUGAAGUUUAUUGAAAGGAAUACUGAUACACCUUUUCUUCUUUUCCUGUCUUAUCUUCAUGUCCAUACUGCUCUGUAUGCUUCAGAAAAUUUCAAAGGAAAAAGCAAGCAUGGUUUAUAUGGUGAUGCAGUGGAGGAAAUGGACUGGAGUGUAGGGCAAGUUCUGGAUGUGCUGGAGAAGCAUAAUCUGAGUGACAAAACUCUUGUAUACUUUACAUCCGACCAAGGGGCUCAUGUUGAAGAAAUCUCCAGUGCUGGAGACGUCCAUGGAGGAUACAAUGGCAUAUAUAAAGGUGGAAAAUCAACAAACUGGGAAGGAGGUAUUCGUGUGCCAGGUCUUCUCCGUUGGCCUGGCGUGGUACAGGCUGGUGCCUACAUUGAUGAGCCAACGAGUAACAUGGAUAUCUUUCCUACCAUAGUUAAACUUGCAGAUGCACAGUUACCCUCUGACAGGAUUAUUGAUGGACAUGAUCUGCUGCCUUUACUUCAAGGAAAAGUUACUCAGUCUAAGCAUGAAUUUCUCUUCCAUUACUGCAAUGCAUAUUUAAAUGCAGUGCGCUGGCAUCCAGGAAACAGUGAAUCCGUCUGGAAGAUGUUCUUCUUCACUCCAAACUUCAGUCCUGAGGACUCCAAUGGUUGCUAUGAUUCUCACGUUUGCUUCUGCCAUGGAGGAUUCAUUACCCAACAUGAUCCUCCACUGCUCUUUGAUCUGUCCAGAGACCCAGAAGAGAAAGUCCCACUGACUCCAGAAACAGAGAGCCGUUUCUACGAAAUCAUCGGGGUCAUACACCAAGCAGUAGAAAACCACACCAGAUCCCUGCAUCCUGUUCCUAACCAGCUGUCAUGGGACAACCUUCUCUGGAAGCCUUGGCUCCAGCUCUGCUGCUCAUCUCUCUUUCAGUCUUGCUACUGUGACUAUGAGUCAGGAGGGAGUCCACUGCAGGUGCAUUUGGGAUAAAUAAGCUGCAAUUCCCUUUCAGAAACUGGAUCAGCUGAGUGCACAUUUUCUUUCCACUCUACAGGCAGACAAACUAUUUUCUUUGGCAUAUUCCAGAUGAAAAGAAGAUAUCAGCAAAAUACUAAAAUGAUUUGUUGCCUGAUAGUAGAAGGUGACUUGCUCCUUAUCAGAAAGCAGCAGUUAAUUCCCACAUAACAAUGUAUUAAAAGCUGUUUGGGGCAAAAGUGAUCUGUGAUGAUAGUAAUGCAGUAGCUUCAGUCAGCCAGCAUAAAGGUUGUGACCCAGUUUUUGUGAGCUAUUGAAGCCCUUCCCUUAAAAAUAUAUUGUGAUAAAUGGUAUAUUUCUCUGUCUGUAAAACCUAGGCUUUAUUUGAUUUUUCCAUUGCAGUUUCAUUCAAAAUUUCAUCCUCCACAAUACCCAGAAGCCUCUCCAGGGAAAUGUACUUUUUCCUUGAAGCCCUAUUUUUGAUGUUUCACCUUGUGUUCAUGAUCUUAAUCAUGUCCUCAGCAAACUCUCUGUAGGAGGCAAAGCCCCAUGACCAAUAUUGAUCACUGAAUGGACUACAUAACCUUAGGCAGAAAAAUGCCUCUCAUUUGAAUACAGAUAUUUUUCCAUGAGAGUGGCUGCCUUUCAAUGUCAUGGCAGGAUCCGUGCACCCCAAAUUUUUGGUCCUCACCAUGUGGCCCUAGAACCCCUUGGGGCAUGGCACUGGUGCCAGCAUGCCCCUCCUUGCAGCCAAAAGGCAGCACUCAGGCCCAGCUCUGGCCAGAGUGCUGAAACACCACGGUGUGAAGGAUGCCCUUUCCAACUCCCACAGCUCUGCCAGAGCUUACACAAAAGCUUUUCAAACAAGUACUCCUGAAGAAAAUGGAAAAAAAAAAUAUAUGUGGUGUGUUCAGUAUACAGUGCUAACUCAGACAAGGGGUUUGGUGUCAUUAGAUCUACUUGGUUUUCACAGUUUCUGGUCUGUGACCUUUACAGAGUACUCAAUUUAUAUUCUCAAGGACACCCACAUAGACUUUUUUUUUAAUCAGAAAGACGCUGUGUUGCUAUUAUUUCUUUUUCUUUCUUUUUGCAGGUGCAAGAAUUCUUUGUUCUGCUAGGCACAACAGCUGUUCUGUGCUGCUUGAUCAAAUAUCAAAAAUGAUGACUUUACUACUGCUCUGAUUUCUUCUUGCCUGAAUAUGAUAUUUCUUUCAUAUUCCCCUUGGCUUUUUAUGCCAUCUUUCUAAUCUCCCAUUCACACCCCUGAAAUAUUUUUCCAUCUAUUUCUUUGCCAGUCCUUCUGUUUGCUUGUCAUAUUGAUUGUAAUGGCUAUUUUGCCUUAAUCAGAAAAUGAAAUGUAGUCUUUGUCAUAAAAUUUGACUUGAAGGGCUCCUUGACUCUGCUAACCUCCUGCUUAUUUAAGAUCCAACAAGAAUUAACUUUGCAUUAUGAAAUAUUAGCACUUAAAACAUACCUGAGGUGUUGUUUCUAUAAAUAAUAUAAAAUAUUUCUUGUUUGUGGCACAAACUUCAUAUUUUACAAAAUAUAAUUUAGUACAACGUUUAAUACUUUGACAUAAGCAGUAAAAUCUGAAAUCCAUUCUUAAAAUUGUUCCUCCAAGACAGAUUCUGUGAAGAACAGGGCAGUAUUUUUCAUAUUCUUUGUUAAUACCAUUUAAUUUAAUACCUAAAAAUAAACCUUCCUUGUAUUGCAAAUGUAUUAUACCUUCAGUACUAUACCUUCUGUUCUGUUCUGGAGAUGUCAGAUCAGGGUAAUUAAAGUAGUCUUGUUUAUCUGCAAAAUAAAAUGUGAAGGACAAUAUAACAUUUGUGUUAACACUGCCUGAUCUAACAAGGAAAAGUUUUGUUUUUAACAGCAGGUUAUUUAUGGGAUAUACGUGAUUCACAACUUAUUAACAAGGAAGGCUCAAGGAGAGUGUGCUGCUCUGAUACUUGGAAACUGACUUUCAAUCUAUCAUUUAAUGAGCACCGCUCUUGAAACAUGGUGCCUGUUUAUAGGAUAUGUCAUUUUAAACAGGGAGUUCAGCUUCAGAGGAUAGUGUAUUCCUCUACAGUAUUGUUUAACAGUAUCAUAUCCUAAUUUGUGACAGAUUCCCUGUACAGCCCAGAGCAAGUAAUUUAACUCAUUUCUCAGAUCCUCUGCUGCACUCAGAAAAGGAAAACAGUAUUUCUCUAACUGCUGGGAAUACUGAAAGAACAGAAAAUGCUUAAAGUGGUAAGCUGGUAAAGGUGAACUUUCUAGUACUUUCCCUAUACAAGAUAAAAAGCUAGGAAAAUAGGAUGUAGAAGAUCCUCUUAUAUGAGGCAGUAGGUGAUACCCUUAACCUGAGGUUUGCAGGUGGGUUCUGUAUGUAAUUUAGUGCAUGAGGGACUGUGAUCUGGAGGAGAAAGAAUAGAUGGCUAAAAAAGAUACACGCUUGGGAUUCAGAGAAAGUUGUAAGUUUCAUUUUAUAAUUAUAUUUUUUCUCUAUUUUAGCAGUCUGGGAACUAUGUGGAAUAAUAAAUAAUGUUUUUCCCUCAGGGACUGGAUGUCACAAGUUCUCAGCUCUUAAAAAUAGAGAUGUCCUGACUUGCCUCCAAUUAUGGUCAGAAAAAUCAAAAGUAAAAAAAAAAUAGGGAAAUAGGAGCUUUGGAGAGAGGUGUCAGCUCACUUAAAUCCAACUGAAAGUUUGCAGAGAACUAACAGAAUCUAUUCCAUAUACUUCACAGAUCAGUGAGAAUCAUCACUUGCCAGCAAUCGUUUAUUUCACACUGUAGUAAUGGGAAAUCUGUGUAUUCAGAUAUGUGGACAAUGUAAAAAAUUUCAUUUAAGAUAUCACUUGAUAUAGGAAAAAAUGGAAAAAGCAAGAAGAGUGCAAGCAUAGCUACAAAAAUCACAUGUUCUAUUAAAGUAUGUUUAUUAAAAUUGUUUUAAUUUAUGUUUUUGACACACAUUACUACAAUAAUUUUUACUUACAUUAGAACAGAAUAGUUCUGUGCUUCAGACAGAUCUUUUCAUCUUCUCUGUCAUUUCCCUUUCCUCUGGCAUUGCCUGGGCAGCUUCCAAAAUAUGCAAUAGGGAGCAAAAGGCUGCCACCCAGCCCAUAUACACUACAGGCUGUGUGGCCAGACAUGUGGGCAGGAGGAAAGGCUUAGGCAAAACUCUGCACUGGGAACCACCAGGAAGUAAACAGUGUCUGGGGCUUAUCUCCAAUCUGAAGACAGAGAUCUGGAAAUUGACCCUGAGAUUAGGUCAGAUGGUUAAACUGGUUAGAGAGCAGUACUAAUAACACCUGAGUUUGGGGUUGGAUCCCCAUGGGGCCAUUCACUGAAGAGUUGGACUUGAUAAUCCUUCUGGGUCCCUUCCAACUAAGAAUAUUCUGUGAUUUCUGUGAAUUUGCUGGUUCCUCUGGGUUUGUCAGAGACUGCAGGUGACCAGGAGGAAUGAGGUCCCUUCUGUGGCCAGCUGAGCUGUCAUGUGUUCUGCAACAGGGUCGUUCUGUGUCAGGAUGUCAGGUGGAAAUUAAUUUGGAACCCACAGAAUGCAGGACCUCUUGCUUCUGAAUAAUUAUACCAAGCAGACUGCUCCUGAAUCAUCAUACUUGAGGUGACAGAUCUUAGUCUGACACUCUAAGGCAGCAACAGUCUCACACUUCUUUUGCUGGAGGACCAGAAGACCUGAGCCUGGCUCUAGGGACUCCCAGUUUACAGGCUGCUAAAACUGCAAAUAAUUCAGAGAGUCAUGGAAACAACCUGGCAGAUAUUAUGGCUUUUCCAUGCUCUUCUUGGUAGUUUUUGUCUACAUAAAAACUGAUAAGAAUCCGCUUAAAACUUUAAAACUUCACAUGUACAAAAAACAAAGGAUAGUGCAAAUUUUACUUAAGCCUCCCCCACACUAAUCUUAACCUGUGAGUUUGGUAUGGAGAACAAUGAGUUGCAAGGCACAGCAACUGAAGGUUUCUUAUACAAAUGGAAGAUGCUGAAUUCCAGACUCCCACUGGAGUUUGUGCUAUACUGGUUAGUGAGAUAAGGACUGGCUUGAUUAUCUGUGCAUCUCUAAUUGCACUGGCAAGGUUAUGAAACAUUUCUGAACGUGGGGGAUGUGAAUUAUAGGUUUUGUGAUGCUUAUGCAGCAUCUCCUGAAUGCCUAAAAAACCAUUCCUUUAAUAUAAAUCAUGGUAGGUUCCCUAUGUAGAGUAAUGUUAGUCUUAUUUAUUAGAAAAAGGUGUUGCAGAAACUUUCCUUGGAAAAGAAAGCUAUAUCUGAAGAUAACAAAUUCAGCAUGUGAGGGUCAGCUCAGUUAUAAAAAACCUCCAAUGCUUUUUAUUCUACCUUAAUCCAAUAAUAAAGCCUUUUUAUGCAGAUAAUAUUUCAUUGUACCUGAUUUGUGUGAAAAAUACUGUGAAAUAGUUUAAAUUAUAAGGCAGAGCUCUUCAUUGUGACACUUAUUUUAAGAGAAUUUGAUACAAAGUUCCUUUGGGUAGCAAUAUUUAUUACAAAGGAUUAGAUACAAAGCAUCUCAAAAGCCUUAUGGACUCAAGUUGGGCUGCAAGAGAGUAACUUUGGUUUAAUAUGGUCUUUCUUGCUCACAAAUGAAAAACAAAGUAAUGAAGAAAAAUCCUCAAACUUUGCCUAUGCUGUUAGUGAUAAAAAGAAUACUUGAAGUUUGUACUAUGUGUGAGAUUUUUUUUUCUCCCUCAUUGUUAUCUUUUAUGUUAUAGUUCUUCCUGCCAAGCAGACUAAAUACUCAGAUGUAGGAAAAUGUGCUGAUUGGUCUGUAAGUGUCAACCUUGCAUUGUCAUAUGCAAUGCAUUGGGAAGUAACUGAUUAAUGCCACUCUACUGGUGACUAUUUAAACUUCAGGCAGAUUGUUAGAAUUGGCACUUUAACACUUCCCUGUCUGAUAUCCAUGAGAAACAGUCAUUCAGUGAUGUGUCAUCACAGACCAAGCUUUUAAAAAGCAUAUUAUUCUGCAAAAUGAGCUUCCUCAUACCCCAUCCUUUUCCUCUAUGAUAUUUGCAAAAAAAAAAUGGAAAUCCUGUCUGAUACUAAGCUUUAUGCUACCAAAUCACAACCCUCUUUGAUUAUCUUUCAAGAAAAUUCAGCCACAAAAGACUAACCCCAGCAGCUAAGCACUCUGCCAUUUCUGGAUUCAUGACAAUAAUGAAUGCUAGAGCUCCAGCAGCUGCUGGAUACUAAAGGAAUGCUGCCGACACUCAGUUUUUAGGCACUCCGUACCAGGCUAUGUAGAGAGUCUCCAUCUUCACAUACUAAACCUAUGGUUGGUUUCAGCUGUCUCCUGUGUUUUUCCUUUUGCUCUCCAGAUCCAUUUUGGGGAAUGUAAAAAUCAUGAUGUAGGAAAGUGUACAGGCUGUCAAUGAAAAAACAAGCUCUUCAUUACCUGACUGUGCCACUGCAUGGUUGAAAAUUUUAAAUCCAGCAAACUAAGAAGAGGGUAAAAUUCCCUAGUGGUAAGGACACUCACCUGGGCUGUGAUGACAGCUUUACUAUGAAACCUCAAGACUGAUUAGGUGUUUUUAAUCAUAUGAAGUACACAUAUUGCCUCUGGAGCAGAGAGGGAUAUACCUUAUGGCUAUGAAGUCACUUUCUGUCUCCAUUACUCACUACCUGACCUGGUGAGUGUAGCAGUCUUUGCUUCUGAGCAGCAAAACUCAUACAAAAAAGGCAGAAAGUACAGUGUACUUCUCCUUGCCUACCCUCUUUUCAUACCCAGCCAGAUGCUUGGGAAUGCUUUGUUUUACCUGCAUGUCCCAUCUAGAAAAAUGUCAAGGAGGGAAGGCUUGAAAGUAUUAUCUGUCUUCUUUGAUCCCAGGCUUAGAAAUACUGUGCUUGUGCAGAAAGAACCUCAUUCUCACACUGCCAGUAGUGCUCUGAAAGUACGAUCAAAGUACUUAGAUGACAUAGGGAGGAUGUAUUCCCUGCCUGCAGAAGAAUUUAGAAACCACUGUACGUAGAAAUAUAGUUCUAGGUCUGAGAUUUACUUAAGUUAAAUGAUGAAGAUAUCUAUACCUCGGUUUGUCUCCAUUUCUACCCAGGACAGACAAAACCAAGAUGGGUCAAUCCUAGCUUGUGUGGCUGUGUGAAGAUUUUAUUAGUCAUGUCUAAUAAUGCACUUUUUUUCUUUUUUUUUUUUUAGAUGAAA